AUGCCGCCCAAACAACCUUCUCCGAACUUUCCUCGGGAACAGCGUCCCCCCAGAGCACGCCCUGCGUCUUCGCCCGUCAAGAACACCUAUCUACUUGCCUACAACGCUGUCUCCGCCGCGCUAUGGGCAGGCGUACUCUACCAGACCGUCACAAUCGGUGCGCAUGAGGUUCAAACUGCGCGCAAAGCCGGUAGCUUCUUCGGUCGUAACGACUUGCAGAGCGCCGCUGCAGGAUUAGCUAGCGGAAGGGUGUUCAACGAGCUUGAGCAGUACACGAGAAUUGUGCAGAGUCUGGCUGGGCUGGAGGUGCUUCACAGCCUUGUUGGCAUCGUACGAGCACCACUCAUUACAACCCUGAUGCAAGUAUCAUCUCGCUUCCUCCUCGUAUGGGGAAUUGCCUACAACUUCCCCGCCACGACCCAGCACAGCCCGGCAUAUAGCACCAUGCUGCUUGCCUGGUCCUUUACCGAAGUCGUACGCUACAGCUACUUCGUCUUCACGCUCUCCGGCCUCGGCGUGCCCUCCCUGCUCUCCUUCCUACGCUACAACACAUUCAUGAUCCUGUACCCUCUCGGCAUCUCAAGUGAAUGCUGGCUUGUCUACCAAGCUAUUCCGGCUGCGAAGCUGGUCGACGAGAAGAUCCCGUACGUGCUGUGGGCGAUUCUGGCCAUCUACGUGCCAGGGAGCUAUGUCUUGUUCACACACAUGUUGAAGCAGAGGAAGAGGGUGCAGAGGCAGGCGUGA
Ascochyta rabiei is the source of this 744-nucleotide messenger RNA. Its product is annotated as Very-long-chain (3R)-3-hydroxyacyl-CoA dehydratase. NCBI's taxonomy places the organism in Eukaryota, Fungi, Ascomycota, Dothideomycetes, Pleosporales, Didymellaceae. Gene Ontology annotation, biological process: sphingolipid biosynthetic process; very long-chain fatty acid biosynthetic process; fatty acid elongation. The coding region runs from base 1 to 744 and encodes 247 amino acids. Gene Ontology annotation, molecular function: 3-hydroxyacyl-CoA dehydratase activity. Gene Ontology annotation, cellular component: endoplasmic reticulum membrane. The transcript has 2 exons. The record is from RefSeq and is a predicted model, not a curated record.